Cotesia congregata is the source of this 3159-nucleotide messenger RNA. The record is from the annotation of a GenBank genome assembly. Lineage: Eukaryota; Metazoa; Arthropoda; Insecta; Hymenoptera; Braconidae.
GUUUCAUCAUCAGCACCAUCUCGCCCUGCCCCAGCUGCUCAAUCAUCAUUGUCUUCUCGCUUUUCACGACUCCGAUUAUCACCUUCUCCUCGACCAUCAUCAUCACAGUCAGAGAACCCUUCAACGUCAACCAAAACCGGAGGAUCAAGAACUACGUCUGAAGAACGAUGGUCAAAUAUUCGGAAUAAGCUAAACAAAUAUCAACCUAAUAAGCAGCUGACUAUCAUUAAACCUACUAUUCCUGGUAGAGUUUCUGUUUCUGGUUCGAUUAUCCACAAGCGCUCUAGUCGUCCCGGCCUGAAACCAUCGAUCAAGCAGCUGUAUGAAUCUGCAAAAAAAUCACAAUCUAAACAACCGGUUAGCAAAACGCCUUCGAGUACACCACGUCCAGUUCCUAAUCGGCCAGCCAGUCCACCACCAACUAACGCUAACAAUCCGGCGGCUAACCGCCCACCAACUCCAGUUAACAAUCCAGAACCUGGUCCCGUUUUUCAACCACCAGCUCCAGAGGCUCUCGUUCAAGUAGCAGCUGCACCAGCACCAGGAUCCAAAGCUGCGCAUAGAGCACAAAAGAAGCAAGAGAAAGCGAAUAGAAUCGCGAAGAGCCAAGCUAAUGCACAAGCUGCGCUUCAGCAGGUCAAUGAUGUUGCGGGAACUUGCAAGGAUCCAACUGCUCCAGCUAGCGCGUGCUUCGACUUUUACAUUCUUUCAGUGUCUUGGGGGAUCACGAUGCAAGUCAGGCGACUUGACAUUACUGGUAAUGUGAUCAAUAAAGCUGAGUGGGGUGUUCAUGGAUUGUGGCCCGCUAUGAGGAACUACGGCAAGCAUCCAAACCAUUGCAAUUUGAAAAUACCCUAUGAUCCAAGCCAGAUCUCACAUAUACGGGAUGAGAUGGAGGACAUAUGGUUCUCAGCUAAUGGAAGUCCCAUGACCCAUCAAGCCUUUUGGAGGCACGAGUGGGACAAACAUGGCACUUGUGCUGCAAGAUCGCCUCAGAUUAAAAGUGUUAAACAAUACUUUGAAAAGGGCUUGGAACUUUUCCACCAAAUCAAAGUUCAAGCUAAGCUUAAUGCCGCAAACUUUAGGGCUAGAACAGAAAUGACUAAUGAAAAAAUGCAUGAUGAGAUUUCAAGAAUUUUGGGACAUAGGGUUACUCUUGACUAUAUUUCUUAUCCGAGAACAAAAGAAGUUUUGCUGAGUGAAAUAAGGCUCUGCUACAGCCACGACUUCCAUCUUAUUGAUUGUCCAACAGAUGCAAAGUCGUUGAACCCUAGUAAUAAGGACAAGAAUAUAUGGUAUAUAAUCGCUGUAGUUUUACUCAUAGCAGCUUUCAUCCCCGAAGAAAUUCUAGCUAAGCCACCAAGAGCUAAGCCUCGAAGUAAAGGAAUUCCUAAAAGCUCAAAGCCUCAGAACAAUCCAGCGAAUCGUCGCCCUACAAGUACCUCAGUGACGUCCUACAAACCUCGAACUUCAGUAUUCAGACCAAUUCCAUCAGCAAGACCAUCUCUUUCCGCGCCACCUCCACAAUCACCUUCUUCUCGCUUUGAAAGACUCCGAUUAUCAUCCGUUUCUCGCCCAACACGAACGAGAACACCACCACCAUCAUCAAGCAACCCUUCGACGUCAACCGGAAUUGGAGGAUCGAGGAACACGUAUCGUACCCAAAACCCAUAUAUUCCAACAGCGACGAACCCACUCCCAGCUGUGCAGCCUGGUAUCGCUCACCUACCUCCAACUUCGGGUACAGCUUCUAGAUCUAGUUUGGUUACUCGGAGGCACCACGUUAGGGCACGACCAUCGCUCCAACAGCUGGCGACUAGUGCAAGGAAUUCACGAUCUCGAACUCGAAGUGGCAAUCCACCACCUCUAGUUCGUAAUCCGUCACGGAAUCCACCACCUCUACCUUCACUUCGGUUCCCUACACCGCCUCCAGUUUAUAAUCGACCACCAGCUGCAGCUACCAAUCCGCCAGCUCAAGUUGGCAAUCCUGUACCUGGACCUUCAGGGUCUCAACCAGCAGCUCCAGCUGCUCUCUAUCAUUUAGUUGUUGGAGUUUUAAUUGUUCUAACUUUGUUUCUCGAUGAAACUUUCGCUGGACGAGGAGGGGGGUCUUCUAAUACUCGUCGUAAAAGUAAAUCGAGUUCUAGAAAUCAUCCGGAUAAUCGCCGAUCCCCAAGUCCUGAAGUAAGGCGCUUCAGCCCUCAGAAUUCUCAGUUUAGACCAGUAUCUCCAGAAGCAUCACAUUCUCGCGCUGCGCCAGCUCCAACAUCAUCAUCAGCAUCAUCAUCAUCAUCAUCAUCGUCUCACUUUCGAAGACUCCGAUUAUCACCAAAUUCUCGCCCAUCAUCAUUAUCAUCACCAUCAUCAUCAUCAGUACCACAAGCAUCAUCAUCAUCAUCAUCUUCUAGCUCUCAACGACUCCAACCAUCAUCAUCAUCAUCAUCAUCAUCAUCAUCAUCAUCAGUACCACAACCAGGCAACUCCGCAAACCCAAGACCUGGAACAUCACGGACCACGAUUGAAAACCGAAAUUUAAAUAUCCAGAAUACUGCAAAAGAAUUUGCAAUUAAGCAAUCGAGAUCUGUUGACGGACGUUCUAAUAAUAGAAUAAAUGGACCACGUUUUUAUAAGAUUCGCGAAGCGACUGAACGCCCACCACCAACUCUCGAAGAGCUGCAUAACAAUCCAACGCAUUCACGAUUUUCACCCAAAGAUCGCCAUCGACCACCUCCAGUUAAGAAUCCGCAAGCGAAUCCAUCACCUCUACCUUCGUAUGAGUUCAAUCAAAUUCAUCUAGCUCGUCCAUCACGAAUCCGUCAAACUACCAAUCCGCGAGCUGAAGCUGAAGCCAAUUCUGUACCUGGACCUUCAGGGUCUCAACCAACAGCUCCAGCUGCUCUCGUCCAAGCAGGACGUGCUCCAUCUCCGAUUAAUAAAGCAGAGUGGAGCAUUCAUGGACUGUGGCCUGCAUUGAGUGACUACAGACGUGUUCCAACGGCCUGCAAUUUGACAGAAAAAAACUUUGAGCCGGAAUAUAUCUCAUCUAUAGAGAACCUUCUGGAGAAUAACUGGGUCGCACUUAAAGGGUACCCUAACAUCAACAUGGAAUUUUGGAAGCAUGAAUGGGAUGAUCAUGACAGAUGUGCUUCAAGGCUGCCU